Mycena indigotica is the source of this 639-nucleotide messenger RNA. RefSeq lists its product as uncharacterized. NCBI's taxonomy places the organism in Eukaryota, Fungi, Basidiomycota, Agaricomycetes, Agaricales, Mycenaceae. Bases 1 to 639 code for a protein of 212 amino acids. The transcript has 5 exons. The record is from RefSeq and is a predicted model, not a curated record.
AUGGAUGGCAUCGUGAAACUAUUCAACUUCAUACGCCAGGGCGGCUCUGUUGAUAUCGAGCUACAACUUGGGGACGAGGUGGACCGCACAGAUGACACCGUGAAACUAUUCGAGUUCCUACGCCAGGGCGGCACUGUUGAUAUCCAGCUACAACUUCAAGGGUGUCACAAUGACGCAGUGGACCGUGUUGCAGUGAAUGGUGCUACAGUGGACCGUGCUGCAGUGGACCGCAAAGCGGUGAAGAAAAAGAUGAAGAAGAUAGUACGCCGUUUCUAUGCCAGGGUUCCCCGCACGGAUGAGCGACGCAAAGAGCUUAAGCGUCAGGGUCUGUUGAAUGUGAACAAGGUUAUCGAUGCCGCAAUCAUGCAUUGCCACAAAGAAGCUUGCCCCGUCACCCUGCAAAACAUCAUUCUGUCGUUCUCGAAGAGAGUGGCGGACGUUGAACGUCCGAUCCAUACUACAGCGAGCACGGAAACCUUGGAUGGCCCAGCAGAUGACGAUUACAAAUACCAAUUCGAGAGCUCGACACCGGAGGAACAGUCUGAUGAUGAAGGCAGUGACAACGAAAGCGAGGACACCGAAACACUAGCCCCAAUGACGAGGGCAAAGGCAAGCGUAGGGGAAAAGGGAAGGGCCUAG